AUGGCCAGAGAGCAGAAGGACCGGCAGCCAGUCAACCCAGGUGAGCUGGGGCCACUCUGGAUGCUGCUGGAAAAGAUGGGAGGUGGUCACUCCAAGAGGCUGGGCGGUCUCCAGGACAGCCCUGAGCUCAGGGCUCUCAGCUCCAAGGACCGGCCAGAGCAUCUGCCCCGCACCCCCUGGCUUCCCUUGCUGACCCUGCUGUGUCUGGGCCUCUGUGUGGUGCUCGGGGUGACCACAGUGGUUCAGGUCUUCCGGAUCCACUGCUCCCACCAAGAGAGGCACAGGCCCUGGAGAGCAUGCAAGCUGGGUACUCUUCUUCUAAUUCCUCAGGACCUCAUUCAGUCAGGCUUGGAGCAGAUCCACCAGCAGCUCAGUCACAUCAACACCUCCCUGGCUGUCCUGUGCAGGCCCUGCCCCUGGGUUUGGGAGCCCUUCCAGGGGAGCUGCUACCUCUUCUUGCACACCCUGGGGAGCUGGGAGGCCUCUGUCUCCUCCUGCCAGGACCUGGGGGCCCACCUGGUGGUUGUCAACAGCAUUGCAGAGCAGAGGUUUCUGAGGUACUGGGACAUCAGGAAGAACAAGCAUACUUGGAUCGGCCUCAGUGACCUCAGAAGUGAGGGCUCCUGGCACUGGAGAAGGGGCUGGGUGAUCUGGGGGUUCAUUCGCUCUGCAAUGGUGUUUCCUAGUUUCUGGAAAGAGGGGGAACCCAAUAACAAUGAGGAUGAGGACUGCGUAGAGCUGUUUAUGGACGAGUAG
Molecule: messenger RNA, 756 nt
Organism: Dipodomys ordii (Ord's kangaroo rat)
Lineage: Eukaryota; Metazoa; Chordata; Mammalia; Rodentia; Heteromyidae
Product: CD209 antigen-like protein E
Exons: 8
Coding region: 1-756 (251 amino acids)
Biological process (GO): immune response; biological process involved in interspecies interaction between organisms
Cellular component (GO): external side of plasma membrane
Molecular function (GO): carbohydrate binding
Source: RefSeq, a predicted model, not a curated record